Stylophora pistillata is the source of this 3455-nucleotide messenger RNA. Its product is annotated as sodium/calcium exchanger 2. The record is from RefSeq and is a predicted model, not a curated record. Gene Ontology annotation, molecular function: calcium:sodium antiporter activity. Gene Ontology annotation, cellular component: postsynapse; sarcolemma; axon. Lineage: Eukaryota; Metazoa; Cnidaria; Anthozoa; Scleractinia; Pocilloporidae. Gene Ontology annotation, biological process: cell communication; sodium ion transmembrane transport; calcium ion import across plasma membrane.
UCCUUCGCUCAAACGAGACAAGGUUGUGCGAAGUACGUCGUGCGCUUAUUAACAAGCUUCAGUGAACAACACUGCCAACAGUAAAAGCGGCAGAUAUUGAAGGCGGAAUCAAAGAGAAAAACCCUGAAAAUUUUCCACUUUCGUUUUCGCCCGUCUGGAGUUGUAGAAAGUUUGGGGGACCCAAUCCAUGGCGGCGAAGGGAGAGAUCAGACACGGCGUGGAAUGAAAAGAUUGACCAGAUAGAUGUCUGGCUGCAUAUUUAUUCAUUAUCACAACAAGACGACCUGAAAUCAGAGAGAAACCAUCAUGUUGGUUUAUCAUUACAACUUUUUUGACCGCAUGACGAAGAUAACGUGCGUACGAUCGCUUGGAAGGGUACGAUUCUUGCUACAUUUUCUUGGCUCUUUUACGAUCGCUGACCAAGUCCUUUCAUGAGCGUUAAGUGAAUUUGUUUUGGAUCAAGUAAUAAGUUAGCGACCUUGUCAAGUGCAAUUAUGGUCUAUUUCACGAAUUACUCGAAAGGAUACGUCGUGGAGUUUGAAACUCCGUGUUUUAAAAGCUGGCUUCUACUACCAGCGGAAAACUUGUGGAGUGAUAGAGUGCGAGGGUUUCUUUACACAGUUGCCAUGUUUUAUCUAUUUCUAGGUAUCGCUAUAAUCGCCGAUAUUUUCAUGAGCUCUAUUGAGGUAAUAACAAGUAAAAAACGCAAAGUUACGCGAUACGAUUCGGAGAAACAAGAACGCGUAGAGAUCGAAGUGUUUGUAUGGAAUGAAACUGUUGCUAAUCUGACUCUAAUGGCGCUCGGAUCUUCAGCGCCGGAGAUACUCCUCGCGGUGGUAGAAACCAUUCAAAAUCUGGGAAACAUUCCGGAUGCAUCACAGGAAGACAAAGAGGGUCUUGGUACUUUCACUAUAAUCGGAUCAGCUUCGUUUAAUCUGCUGCUUAUCACGGCACUUUGUGUGGUAAGCGUUCCCAGCGGAACUGUUAAAAAGAUUCGUGAAUUUGGAGUCUUUAUUGUCACUUCUGUGUGGUCGCUGUUCGCGUAUGUCUGGCUGUUGGUGGUGUUGAAAUGGUCCUCGCCAGACGAGAUCGAGUUAUGGGAAGCGUUCGUGACGCUGAGUUUUUUCCCUCUGCUCGUGAUUACAUCGUGGUGUCAGGAUAACGGCUGGUGGUGCAAGCGGGGAAGAAUUCUAAGCGUUGAGAGUCCUGAGGUUCGCGUGAUCGGGCUCACAGAACCUGGUAGUCCGAUGAUGACUCAUCGGUCGAUGGAACUUAGGGCUUUAGAGCAGCAAAGAUUUAGUGGAAAUGACUUGAAUGGAAGCAAGGAUAGAAUUAGGGGUGUUGUGAAUUUGUGGAAAGAAUCAAAUCCUGAUCAUAAUGACAAUAAAACAGUCGCUGAUGUUGCCUUAGCCCUAAAGCAGUUUAAACAGUUGACACAGCAAUCACAAAACAGUGCUUCGUCUAGAGCACGCUUUCGACAUGUUGCAUUGAGCAGCAUUACAAGACAGAAACCUGGUAUGAAAGAACCUGCUAAGGACCAGGAAGAACAAUUAAAUAUGCUGUCAAAAUCUCUUUAUGGAUCUAUAGUUUUUGGCGGAGAUGAAAAAGCCUUCAGCUUUAGUGCAGCAUCGUAUUCAGUUUUAAAAAGUGCAAAGAAACUAUCAAUAGAAGUGCAACUCAAUCAAAGGAUAAUAAGAUCACCUUGCAUUCCAUGUAAAAAUUUUCAAUUAGCAGCCCCUUAUGAUCCAUCAACACCCAUUCUUAAUGGCAAGUCGGAACAGCUUACAAUUCCAAUCAUCAAAGCUGAUUUUCCGGGAAGUAAUGGUGUUCCUUUGUCAACUCCAAAAAUAAAUGGAGAUAUACUAGCAAGGGAAAGGGUAUAUAACAUACAAGAUGCAGUGUCUACCGAGAACAACAGUGAAUUUCAACUUGUGGAAGAUCCUGCCCAGUCAAAAGCUAGAUCAUUUUAUGUGGAUUACGAGACUCGAGAUGGAAGUGCUAAACAUGGAAAGGACUACCAUAGUUUAAAAGGCACAUUGACAUUUCAUCCAGGAGAAACCAAGAAAAUAUUGACAGUUACAAUAGUUCAUCAUGAUGGAUAUGCACUGGAAAAAGACUUCUACGUGCUGUUAAAAAAUCCCGUGGGAACUGUUGAACUGGGAGAACCAAACUUGGCUAGGAUCACAAUAAUAGAUGAUGAUGAGCCUGGUGAAUUCUCCUUUGAAGAUGCAAGUUAUCACGCCAAUGUAGUAACCAGUGAUGUCACUUGCACUAUAAUUAGAAGGAAGGGGUGUGAUGGCAUGGUCACUCUGACUUACAAUACCAUGAAUGGCACAGGCUGCGGUGGGACGGAAGAGGAACUUCAACAGAAGAAGUGUGAUUAUGAAGAGACAGUCGGUGGAAAGUUGUAUUUUCAACAUGGUGAAACAUCCAAACAACUAAUAAUAAGAGUGAAUCCUGACUGCAAGAAUAAAAACUUUAUAGUGUUAUUGAGUGAUAAAAGUCCAGGAGCUAAAAUUGGACAGAAAAGGGCAGCAGUUAUAAACAUUACAAAUGAUGUUGAUAACAUUGUUGAGCGAGUUGCUAACAUUAUGACAGCAGAGGAUGAGCAAAGUCUGACCAAAAGUUGGAGAACACAGUUUGAAGAGGCAAUGGUUAUUCAAGGGGAGGAGGAUGACGAAGGAAACACAGAACCACUCAGCAUAAUCGACUUUAUCCUCCAUUUUCUCACUUUUUUCUGGAAAGUGCUAUUUGCGUUAAUUCCUCCAAGGAACUGUUGCGGUGGAUGGCCUGCAUUUUUCAUGUCUCUGUUAGUCAUAGCAGGACUAACUGCAUUGGUAGAGCAGCUUGGCAAACUCCUGGGUUGUGCUGUAGGGCUUAAGAACAGUGUUACAGGAAUCACGAUCAUAGCAAUUGGUACUAGCUUACCUGACACCUUUGCCAGUCGUAGUGCUGCAUUGCAAGAUAUUGGAGCAGAUGCAUCAAUUGGGAAUAUCACAGGGAGUAACAGUGUGAAUGUGUUUCUUGGUCUUGGGUUGCCAUGGGUGAUAUCAACUUGUUAUCAUGCAGUGAAGAAGACAAAGUAUAUUGUGUACAGUGGUAAUCUAACUUUCUCAGUGCUGGUCUUUACAACUUUUGGGCUUAUUUGUCUUACAACCCUUGUCAUUAGAAGAGUGAUUUUCAAAGGAGAGCUUGGUGGUCCUGCAACAUCAAAACACAUGACUGGGUUAUUCUUGGUUUUCCUGUGGUGUUGUUAUGUUGUGGUAUCAGCAUUAGUGGCAUAUGAUGUAAUUCUUGUUGGUCUUUGACACAAAAACUUAUUUAUAGAGUUACUUUACCAUAUUUCAUGGAUCUGGCAUGUGGAAAUUCAAAAUGAAAUUAAACUCUUGCCAAGUACACUCAAGAAGAAUUGUGACAUGACUAAAGAGGUUAACAUUAACCCUUAGAGGAAAAAC